Messenger RNA from Fusarium musae, 429 nucleotides. RefSeq lists its product as uncharacterized. Bases 1 to 429 code for a protein of 142 amino acids. The record is from RefSeq and is a predicted model, not a curated record. The transcript has 2 exons. Lineage: Eukaryota; Fungi; Ascomycota; Sordariomycetes; Hypocreales; Nectriaceae.
AUGAGUACUCUCAAUCUCUAUCUUGUCAUCUCUAAGGAGCGAGGUCAAGGUCAACCUCGACACUGGAUUCUCAUGCUUGCAGAGGAAAAUGCCACGCAUGGGAUCUUCUAUCGUAUAACUGGAGGACCCAUGCAUGGUAAGCCAUAUGAAGUUACUAUUGAACCCAAGCGCGUUGACAGCCAUGGUAUUGAGAAGCGUCACUUAAUUGCCCAGGUCCUCGAGAAGCAUAGGCAGAAGAUCAAGGCUGCUGUUCGGCAAGCUCCCCCGCUGUUCUGUCAGCGCUGGAUCUUGAACGUUGUCGAGGACUUGGAGAAGCAAGGUGUCGUUCCUAAGGGAACUUGUUCCAAGUGGAAUGAAGCCUUGGAAACUGAUCCCUUCUCAGAUAAUGGUGCUCCCUUGAAUAAGUUUUCGGGUGGCAGCGAUAACUAA